This is a messenger RNA of Nerophis lumbriciformis (worm pipefish), 1701 nucleotides long. Lineage: Eukaryota; Metazoa; Chordata; Actinopteri; Syngnathiformes; Syngnathidae. The record is from RefSeq and is a predicted model, not a curated record.
AUGCGGGGCUCGGACAAUGGCCAGAAAGAGAGGGGCAAAAAGGACGCAGAGCAGAGGGAGAAUUUUGUGCUGAAGAGAGGAACUAGAUCCAGCUGUGACGGGAGGGAGGAGGGACAGGAACGAGGAGGAGGUGGAGGAGGAGAAGGGGAAGAGGAAGCACUGAUGCGCCAUUACGCACAGAGACGAUCAAACUUCUGGGCAAAUGCGCACCCUACAGGCGAUAUGACAUCAAAGCAGCACAUCAAUAUAAUGAUCACAAAUUUUUAUUUUUACGUGAUCCAAAGAGGCAAAAAAAUUCUGAUGACCCAGAAGCUUUGCCUGGAGGGUCAGGUGUACUCUGUGCCUCUCAUCCAGCCAGACCUGAGGAGAGAAGAGGCUGUUCUUCAGAUAGCAGAUGCAUUGUUCUUCCUGGAAACCAUCUCCACAGAUAUUUUCAGGAGGGUGUCCGAGAGUGUGGAAAAAAAUCGCUGCCACCUGCAGAGUGUCACCGACAGGAUUCGACUGGUUCAGGCUCGUGUUGACAGGAUCAAAGGCAGUAAAAAAGCCACCAAGGUUUUCUCUAGUGCCAAAUACCCGGCCCCAGACCGACUCCAAGACUAUUUGUCUAUCUUCAACGGAGCCACGGACCCCUCGACACAAGCCCGUCAGCAACAAAGGAUACAUAAUAAGCUUCGGCCCUUUGAUGAGAAGACAUUACAGGAGAAGCUGGUGUAUUUCCCUGUUUGCAUAGGCAAAAAGAAGAAGUUGGAGGAUGAGACGGAAGAAGGGCUGGGCAGCCUGCCCCGCAACAUCUCCUCCGUCAGCUCGUUGUUGCUCUUUAACACCACUGAAAACCUCUACAAGAAAUACGUGUUUCUCGAUCCUCUGGCGGGAGCUGUGACCAAGACGCACACGACCAUCACGACUGAAAAAGAGGAUAAGCCUUUUGACGCGCCGCUGUCUAUCACUAAGAGAGAGCAGCUCGAGAGACAGACUGCAGAGAACUACUUCUAUGUACCAGACUUGGGUCAGGUGCCCGAGAUUGACGUGCCGUCGUACCUGCCUGACCUGCCGGGCAUUGCCGAUGACCUGUCCUACAGCGCAGACCUGGGGCCUGGCUUUGCUCCGUCCGGUCCAACACAUAGCAUUCCCGAGCUUCCGGCCUUCUCGGAGGAGAGCGGUGGUGAGAUGCAUCCUAUUGAUCUUCCUCCUCCCCCACCCCCUCCACCGCCGCCCCCACCACCACCGCCUCCUGCACAUGGCAUUCCUGCAGGACCACCUCCUCCUCCACCCCCUCCGCCGCCGCCACCUGCGGAAGCCACAACAGACGGUGUCCAAGGUCCUAGCUCAGGCCAAGUGGUCGGGGCUCCCUGCGAGGUGGUCCAGCCCUCAGACGGCCGCGCCAGCCUCUUGGAGUCCAUCCGCAACGCCGGCGGCAUCGGCAAAGCCAAGUUGCGCAACGUCAAAGAGCGCAAGAUGGAGAAGAAGAAACAGAAGGAGCAGGAACAAGUUGUAGCAGCAUCCAGCGGUGGCGACUUUAUGUCUGAUCUCUUCAACAAGCUUGCCAUGCGAAGGAAAGGUAUUUCUGGCAAAGGUCCGACCGGUUCGGAUUCAACUGAGCCCCUUGCCGGUACUGGAGGAGCGUUUGCAAGAAUGUCCGACGUCAUCCCGCCACUUCCCACACCGCAGACGACGACAGACGAUGCAGAUUGGGAAGUCUGA